UGUUCAGCAGUGUGAAAACUUAAGCGAUUAAUAACAGAAUUCCAAUUAUUCCCAAUUAUGUCUAAACUUAAGAGUUUAUCUGUUUGUGAUUGUCCAGAGUUAACAGAAUUAACUGAAUUAAAAGUCGAUAGUCUUAUCGAGCUCAAGUGUUCGAAUACUUCAAUUAAGAAAUUAAGUUUUAAAUUUUGUCCGAAUAUCAUGAAACUCGAUUGUCUUAUAAGGAGGCGUUCUUAUAUAUAUAGAGUGAUUAUGUGGAGGUUUGACUGUAUUCAUGCUUUUGG
Rhizophagus irregularis DAOM 181602=DAOM 197198 is the source of this 281-nucleotide messenger RNA. The record is from RefSeq and is a predicted model, not a curated record. NCBI's taxonomy places the organism in Eukaryota, Fungi, Glomeromycota, Glomeromycetes, Glomerales, Glomeraceae.